Molecule: messenger RNA, 1003 nt
Organism: Cynoglossus semilaevis (tongue sole)
Lineage: Eukaryota; Metazoa; Chordata; Actinopteri; Pleuronectiformes; Cynoglossidae
Gene: smco4
Product: single-pass membrane protein with coiled-coil domains 4
Exons: 2
Coding region: 200-379 (59 amino acids)
Source: RefSeq, a predicted model, not a curated record
UGUUCGUGUUAUCGCGUGUUGAAGCUUGACAGCGGCUCCACACUUAACUGCCACGUCGAGCUGCGGAGGACGAGCGUCUCUUUGACUAACUUUGUCCCGUCAAGACUGCGCCGGGACGUCACCGUGAGCUGAGCACAGGAGCGGCUUCACAUUCACUGCAACUUCAGGAUCCUGUGAGUACGGCGAGGCAGAGACAGCAAUGAGGCAACUCAAAGGCAAACCCAAAAAGGAAUCUUCGAAGGACAAGAAGGAGCGUAAACAAGCCAUGCAGGAGGCUCGCCAGCAGGUGGCCACAGUCGUCUUACCCACUGUGGCUCUGGUGGUGCUGCUCAUUGUUCUUUUUGUCUAUGUAGCCACAAGACCUGAUGCCAUAGAGUAGACCCUGGAGGUCUGCUAAAGUGACAUGGACUUCAAGACAAUCUUAGCUUGGACAAACUGAUAGCAGCUUCACCCAAAGGACCAUGUGGUAGCCCAUCAGUGCCUUAAUUAAAUUCUCCUCCAAAGACAAUGACCAGACCACUAUCAUUGGCUAUACAAGAUGGACUAAUACUAUUGUCUCACUACAUUAUACAGAAUCAGAUCUACCAAAGGACUAGUGCGGAACCUGCCAAGUGUUUCCAGAGACGGCAGGUCAAAACGGGCUCUUUCUUGAUGUCACUAUUACGUAAAUCUUGGGUCAGACUUUGAAAGAGAGAAUACUGUUUUGGGAAAAAAAAUAUUGAAAGAUUUUUCAGAUUUCCCUGACUAGCAAUAUGCAAUACUACGAAGUAUAUCUUGCUGAUGCUGACUGAAAAUCCUGUGUGUGAAACUCGUCAGCCUUUCCUCACAUUGGGAAAGUGGAUGCUGCUCUGCUGUCGAAAUCAUGUUGAGCUUUGCCUUCUCAUACAGGGAGGGGAGGGGGGUGCUGUUAUCACUGGGUGUGAAAACAUACUUGUGAUUAAAACACAGUUGCUAUUGAGCAUUACUGAUACCAGUUAAUAAAAUAUAUUUUUUGCUUCUGUGU